Neltuma alba is the source of this 1017-nucleotide messenger RNA. RefSeq lists its product as uncharacterized. The record is from RefSeq and is a predicted model, not a curated record. Bases 1 to 1017 code for a protein of 338 amino acids. NCBI's taxonomy places the organism in Eukaryota, Viridiplantae, Streptophyta, Magnoliopsida, Fabales, Fabaceae. The transcript is spliced from 8 exons.
AUGGCUCGAAACCCUCAUGCUCUGAAAAUGGUGACAUGGAUGACUGAAUACUUCUACAGCCGUGUACAGAAUGUGAUUACAAAGUACAGUAUAACUAGACAUUAUCAAUCACUGAAUGAGGAAACUGGAGGAAUGAAUGAUGUCCUUUACAAAUUAUACAGCAUAACAGGAGAUCCUAAGCAUCUCUUGUUGGCUCACCUUUUUGACAAGCCAUGCUUUUUAGGGUUGCUUGCUGUGCAGGCUAAUGACAUUGCAAAUUUUCAUGCUAAUACACAUAUUCCAGUUGUUAUUGGAUCUCAAAUGCGGUAUGAAGUCGCUGGUGAUCCGCUCUAUAAGGAAAUUGGAACAUUCUUUAUGGAUAUCAUUAACUCGUCUCAUAGUUAUGCAACUGGAGGGACAUCGGUCAGUGAGUUCUGGCAUGAUCCAAAGAGAAUGGCAGAGAACCUGAAAACAACCGAAAAUGAAGAGUCAUGCACAACUUAUAACAUGUUGAAGGUUUCACGGAACGUAUUUAGAUGGACCAAGGAGGUAUCAUAUGCAGAUUAUUAUGAGCGUGCUUUAACAAAUGGUGUUUUGGGGAUUCAAAGAGGUACAGAUCCUGGAGUAAUGAUAUAUAUGCUGCCACAAGGUCGUGGAGUAUCCAAGGCUAAAACUUGGCACGGUUGGGGAACAAAGUUUGAAUCUUUCUGGUGCUGCUAUGGAACAGGGAUUGAAUCAUUCUCAAAGCUGGGGGAUUCUAUUUACUUUGAAGAAGGAGGAAAGAACCCUACACUUUACAUCAUUCAAUACAUAUCAAGCUCCCUUAAUUGGAAAUCCAGGGGUGUCAUGCUUAAUCAAACUGUAGUUCCUGCUACUUCAUGGGAUCCUUACCUUAGAGUUACAUUGACGUUUUCUCCUGUAGAGGGGACUGGCACUUCAUCCACGUUGAACUUCCGAAUACCAACAUGGACACAUUUGGAUGGUGCCAAGGCAAUUUUAAACGAUGAGAUUUUACCUCUGCCAUCUCCAGGUAUUUAA